Messenger RNA from Striga asiatica, 613 nucleotides. The record is from the annotation of a GenBank genome assembly. NCBI's taxonomy places the organism in Eukaryota, Viridiplantae, Streptophyta, Magnoliopsida, Lamiales, Orobanchaceae.
AACUAGUCGAAACUUGAAGUGCUCAAGUUUGAGCGAAGGUGAUGUUGAAGAGCGAAGAUUGGGCAGCAAUGGCGGCGGCAUCAGCUCGGGUGGAGAUAGAGAAGAUGAGCAUAGAGCAAGUGAGAGGGGUAAAAGAGCAAGCCGAUCUGGAGGUUAAUUUGUUUCAGGACAGCCUCAAAAACAUCCGCACCGGCACCGUCCGCCUUGAGCUCGCCUCCGCCGCCCUUCACGACCUCUCCCUCCGCCCCCAAGGGAAGAAACUGCUGAUGCCGUUAACGGCGUCGCUUUACGUGCCGGGAAUGCUCGACGAUGCGGAGAAGGUCUUGGUGGAUGUUGGCACUGGCUAUUUUAUUGAGAGUUGGCUUGGUUCUGUCUGGAUAAUUCCUCAGGUUACCUUGAAUGUCUUUACGGCUGAUAUUUGUGGUGGUAAUUGGAGGACGUUGGGGAAAGCAAUUGUCGUUAUCAAAACAAUGGCAGAAGGUAAAGAUUAUUGUGAGCGUAAAAUUUCAUUGCUCAAGUCCAAUGACCAACUUCUUGAGAUUUACGGCUCUUCGUCUAUGAACUUAUGAAGAAGAAUGAGUGGGUUAAAGAGAGGAAAAGGAAAAAGUUCUGU